Messenger RNA from Centropristis striata (black sea bass), 1777 nucleotides. RefSeq names its product zona pellucida sperm-binding protein 4-like. The coding region runs from base 1 to 1563 and encodes 520 amino acids. Gene Ontology annotation, cellular component: egg coat. The record is from RefSeq and is a predicted model, not a curated record. The transcript is spliced from 8 exons. Gene Ontology annotation, molecular function: structural constituent of egg coat; acrosin binding. Gene Ontology annotation, biological process: binding of sperm to zona pellucida; prevention of polyspermy. Lineage: Eukaryota; Metazoa; Chordata; Actinopteri; Perciformes; Serranidae.
AUGGCAAUGAAAUUUCUUUGUGGUUGUCUUCUGGCAGUUGUCCUGCUUGGCUGUCUGACUGAGGCUCAAUAUUCAAAGCAGCCCCAGCAGCCUCAGCUGCCCAAGCAGCCUCAGCAGCCUCAGCAGCCUCAGCCACCCAAGUGGCCCCAGCAGCCCCAGAGGCCCCAGGAGCCCCAGCAGCCUCAGCCGCCCAAGUGGCCCCAGCAGCCCCAGAGGCCCCAGGAGCCCCAGCAGCCUCAGCCACCCAAGUGGCCCCAGCAGCCCCAGAGGCCCCAGGAGCCCCAGCAGCCUCAGCCACCCAAGUGGCCCCAGCAGCCUCAGAAAUACACACCACCGAAACAAGAUUUCUCCCAAAAGUACACACCUCAGCAGGCUCAGCAGCCUCAGCAGACUCAGCAGACUCAGCAGGCAGUUAAGCAGCCUUCCCAGCCUACAGAAUCAUUUCACACUUGUGAAGUGGCUGAACACAUCAAGAUACAAUGUGGAGCUCCGGACAUCUCUGCUUCAGAUUGCAGUGCUAUAAGCUGCUGCUUUGAUGGACGCAUGUGCUAUUAUGGCAAAUCUGUGACUCUCCAGUGCACCAAGGACGCCCAAAUGAUUGUGGUGGUGGCCAGAGAUGCCACACUACCCAACAUCGACUUGGAGACACUUAGUUUCCUUGGAAGUGGUCCAAACUGUCAGCCCGUCGGCACCACAUCAGCUUUUGCCAUCUACCAGUACCCUGUCACAGCCUGCGGCACUGUCAUGAUGGAGGAGCCUGGGGUUAUAAUCUACGAGAACAGGAUGGCCUCUUCAUAUGAAGUGGCUAUUGGGCCUUACGGAAGCAUUACCAGGGACAGCAGCUUUGAGCUGGUUGUUCAGUGUAGAUAUAUUGGCACCUCAGUUGAGGCUGUGGUCAUUGAGGUUGGCACGGUUCCUCCACCACCCCCAGUUGCAGCUCCUGGACCUCUGAGUGCGGAGCUGAGGCUGGGCAACGGAGUGUGUACCACCAAGGGCUGUGUGGAAGAGGAUGUGGCCUACCUCUCUUAUUACGUGGAUGCCGACUACCCCGUGGUGAAGGUGCUCCGGGAUCCUGUGUACGUUGAGGUCCGAGUGCUGGAGAGGACUGAUCCCAACCUUGUCUUGACUCUUGGAAGAUGCUGGGCAACUAGUGACCCCUACCCUCACAGUCUUCCUCAGUGGGACUUGCUGAUUGAUGGGUGCCCAUAUCGUGAUGACCGUUACCAGACUGCCCUGGUCCCUGUGGGUGCCUCAUCAGGUCUUGAUUUUCCAACCCACUACAGGCGUUUUGUGUUUAAGAUGUUCACGUUUGUAGCUACUGGAGCUCCCAGUGACAAGAAGGGAGGGCCUGCAGAUCCAGGGGCUAUGACUCCUCUCAAGGAAAAGGUGUAUAUCCACUGCGAAACAGCUGUGUGCCAACCAUCUCUUGGAAAUAACUGUGAACCUAGGUGCUUCAGAAAGAGGAGAGAAAUUGCUGCUUCUAACAAGGGAAGCUUCAGAGAUGACACCAUUGUGGCCAGCAGUCAGGAAAUUGUCUUCACGGACGCAAACCAGAGGACUUAGUAACAACAUGCAGGCAGAACCUUAUCAUGAAAUAUCUGAACCUGAUGUUUACUGAUAAGUGUUUGAGUUUCAAAUAAAUCUCAUGGUUGAUGAAUUAUGUUGUCUGAUCUUAUAAAAUUUCAUCCAGAUACAUUAUUUACAACUGAUUAAACCCUAAUGAGUUACACAUACUGUGUUCAGCUAAUAACACAUUUAAGCCAUUUGCGAUUGUUUU